Messenger RNA from Alligator sinensis (Chinese alligator), 1503 nucleotides. RefSeq names its product empty spiracles homeobox 1 (gene EMX1). The transcript is spliced from 3 exons. Gene Ontology annotation, molecular function: DNA-binding transcription factor activity, RNA polymerase II-specific; DNA binding. The record is from RefSeq and is a predicted model, not a curated record. Gene Ontology annotation, biological process: brain development; neuron differentiation; regulation of DNA-templated transcription. NCBI's taxonomy places the organism in Eukaryota, Metazoa, Chordata, Crocodylia, Alligatoridae. Bases 16 to 411 code for a protein of 131 amino acids.
UGCGCCCGAUGGAGAAUGAGGUCCGCACCGGUUGGAAACAUUUCUGAUGAUUUCGUAGGGAGCGAGGUGUCCCAGGAGAGCUUGCUACUGCACGGCCCCUUCGCCAGGAAGCCCAAGCGGAUCCGGACGGCCUUCUCCCCGUCGCAGCUGCUGCGGCUAGAGCGAGCCUUCGAGAAGAACCACUACGUGGUGGGAGCCGAGCGCAAGCAGCUGGCCAGCAGCCUUAGCCUCUCCGAGACCCAGGUGAAAGUGUGGUUCCAAAACAGAAGGACGAAAUACAAGCGGCAGAAGCUGGAAGAGGAAGGCCCCGAGUCAGACCAGAAGAAGAAAGGUUCCCAUCACAUCAAUAGAUGGCGGAUCGCCACCAAGCAGUCCAGUGGGGAAGACAUUGAUGUCACUUCCAAUGACUAGCCAGGGGACAGGCUGCCGGCGACUAAACCAAUGAGAGGAACCAGGGGGAGGAAGGGGAAAUACGGGACGGGAACAAAACCAGACUCUCGAGACUUCACACAGACAAAAGCAAGCGACCACCGCUGACUUUCCUCCGCGGUGCCCAGGCCCAAAGGAGAGGCUGACAGCCCAGUUCCUCCCUCAUCACACGGUUCAGCUCUUCAGCGCACCGGGCGGCCUUUGGAAAUGAGAGCUCCCACACAACGGAGGAGGAGGAGGAAGAGGAGGACGAGGGAACGCCAACCCAGAGACUGCGCGCUCCGAGGCAACGAGCCGAGCCGCCCUUCCCUGCCUCUGGAAGCCGUCCGUCAACCAUAAGAUCCAAUAAAAAUGUCCACCAAGAAGCUCCAUGUACACAACCCUUUUCUGUUUCUUCCUUUUUGCCUUUUUUCUGUUUUUUUUUUUUCCUUCCCCUCCUUUUUUUUUUUUUUUUUUUUUACACAUUUUUAUUUUAACUUAUUAUUUUUGUUUUGUGCGUGUGUGCGUGUGCGGUCCCUGUCGUAGGUCGUCAACAGCUGUAGCGUGCGUUACUGCGUGGUAAUAAAAGCAAAAUGGGCUCAAAGGAGAGUGGGUGUCCGUGGGCAUGCGUCACGCUUCCCAGACCCUUUCCCAGCGCAGUUUAAGGGGAGAGAGAGACUUUGGAGGUGGAGUGGAGCAAUCUGCGGAGAAGCCUGAUCCAUAGCGGGGUUUGUGGCCGAGUACUGGGAUCUGGGGCUCUGUACAGCUCUUACCUGGGGCAUCUGUUGAGUCCGAGGACCUGAGGAUCAGCUCUGUGGGCCCUGACCGUAGCUGGACCCAUCUUUCAGAGAAAGGGGCAAGAAACCCACAGCUGUGGGGAUGGUCUAGCAGCACGGCCGGGGUCGGGAGGGGAGGGUGGUAUUUCUAAGCAGUCAGCCCGGGGUUCAGUCACGCCCUGACGCUCGGGGCUUUACGUGGUUAUUUUUAAAUCAUCCUUAGCAUCAGUCUAAUCCUGGAGCUCCUGAUAACCAAAUGAAUCAGCGGUGGUGGGAAAAGCUGAUUUGUUUCCCCUUGAAAAAUAAAUCCACAAAAUUA